AUGCCUCCCGAAAACGUUCACGCCAAAGACGUAGCGCUCAUUGACGCCAACUCAGUCGUGAAUACAUACUCGAACCUAAAUAAACGAGAUAAUCAGUCCGCUGCAGCCAAGUGUGCCUCUGUGACAGCAAUUAUUCUCGCUGGUGGUGCGGUACUGGGCGUCAUCACCGGCGGGAUUGGUGCAGUAGCCGUCGCCGGUAUAAGUUAUGCUGUCUGUAUUACAUCUCAAGCAUCUGUCCCUGGCGCUAUAGUCAAGGGCGGGUACUCGGGCGCACUGAGGCCUAGGCCUGGGAAUAAUAAAGUCCAAAAAACGCCCGCGACAAGAAAGAAGGGGUCUGGUCACAAGACGAAAGUCAAUUCGCAAGGACAAAGGCUAUUUGGAACGUAA
Trichophyton rubrum CBS 118892 is the source of this 387-nucleotide messenger RNA. RefSeq lists its product as uncharacterized. The record is from RefSeq and is a predicted model, not a curated record. NCBI's taxonomy places the organism in Eukaryota, Fungi, Ascomycota, Eurotiomycetes, Onygenales, Arthrodermataceae. The transcript has a single exon. The coding region runs from base 1 to 387 and encodes 128 amino acids.